GACUUCUGAUGGUGGAAAGACAGUUGGUACCAUUGAAGUCAGUCUUGUGAAGAUGGGAGAGCUAGAGGAUGGGGAAACGGACCACAUUGCAACAGAUGCCCAGGAUCAAAAGUGUGCACUGGUUCGUGAAUGUACAGCCACUGAAGGCAUAAGUGGUAAAGACAACUUGCCUUCAUUAAAUGCAGUGUUAAAAAACCCGAUCUGUAAGUUAUAUAGAUUCCCUACUUCUGACAACAAGUGGAUGCGGAUUCGGGAACAGAUGGCUGAGACCACUCUCUCUUUCCAUGUUCCUAAAGAACUGAUCAAUCUGCACAUAAAGGAGGACAUGAGAAGGAAUCAGGAACUGAAAGACUUGGGAGAACUUGCUCCUCACUGGGACAAUAUGCGCAAAAGUGUUAUUGCUCACUGUGAUCAGAUGUUGAGCAUGUACCAAGAUACUCUUGCAGAGCUUGGGAAGCAUACAGGUUCUUCCUUCAAAUCAAGCUGUAGCAAAGGAGAGAAGACAUUAGAAUUCAUCCCAAUAAAUCUUCAUCUGCAAAGAAUGCAUGUGCAUAGUCCUCGAUUAAAAGAUGCUCUGUAUGAUGUCAUCACCGUGGGAGCCCCAGCAGCCCAUUUCCAAGGAUUUAAGAAUGGUGGUCUCCGAAAACUGCUCAGUAAAUUUGAGGCAGAAAGACGGAAUACUGGAUACCAGUGUAUUUACUAUUCACCUGAAAACACGGCCAAGGCAAAAGAAGUUCUCAGCAACAUCAAUCAUCUACAACCUCUCAUAUCAAGCCAUGCAGACCUGCUGCUUAAUUCUGCAAGCCAGCAUUCUCCAGACAGUUUGAAGAAUUCUUUAAAGAUGCUUUCAGAAAAAACAGAGUUGUUUGUGCAUGCAUUUAAGGAUCAGCUGGUCAGAAGUGCCCUUUUAGCACUAUACACAGCCCGGCCUGGCUGUGUCCUGAAGAAACCAGCUGUGCCUCGAAACACUGCAGAAGAGGGGGGUGAUUUACAGCAUCAGGAUCAUCCUUCCCAGGUUAAAAGACAGGACUCUAUACCCCAUCAUUCCGAGUAUGAUGAGGAAGAGUGGGACAGGGUGUGAAAGAGUUUAAACUGCGUUAUUGCCAUGGUGGACAGACUGCUUGAAAAAGACAACAUCAGCAACGUUAAAGAGGGUGAAAAUGACCCUUCAGCAGCAGAUUGUAAGGUGUUGCAUACAGGUGGUGACUGGUAUGAACAGCUUUAUCCCCUGGUGAUUACACUGAAGGACUGCAUGGGAGAGGUGGUGACCAGGGCGAAGCAGUCGAUGGCGUUUGUUUUGCUCCAGGAACUUGCCUGUGGUUUGCCACAAUGUUUGAUGCUGACCCUAAGAAGAGACAUCGUCUUUAGUCAAGCG
Molecule: messenger RNA, 1375 nt
Organism: Phaethon lepturus (White-tailed tropicbird)
Lineage: Eukaryota; Metazoa; Chordata; Aves; Phaethontiformes; Phaethontidae
Product: type II inositol 3,4-bisphosphate 4-phosphatase-like
Exons: 10
Cellular component (GO): cytoplasm
Molecular function (GO): phosphatidylinositol-3,4-bisphosphate 4-phosphatase activity
Source: RefSeq, a predicted model, not a curated record